Messenger RNA from Ilex paraguariensis (yerba mate), 350 nucleotides. Lineage: Eukaryota; Viridiplantae; Streptophyta; Magnoliopsida; Aquifoliales; Aquifoliaceae. The record is from the annotation of a GenBank genome assembly.
UUGACGUACAGGGAGGAGAGAUUCACGUCGCUUAGAAACCAGGGCUCUCUGUACCGAGAAAUUUCUGCAAUUUUUUUUUCGGGAGUGUUGAGUGAUCCAUUAGCAGUUGAAUCAAAACAAAAAUGGGGUUGACUUUCACGAAGCUGUUCAGCCGGCUUUUUGCGAAGAAAGAGAUGCGCAUUCUGAUGGUAGGUCUUGAUGCUGCUGGUAAGACUACAAUUCUCUACAAGCUCAAGCUUGGAGAAAUUGUCACCACAAUCCCUACUAUUGGGAGGAGAGAUUCACGUCGCUUAGAAACCAGGGCUCUCUGUACCGAGAAAUUUCUGCAAUUUUUUUUUCGGGAGUGUUGA